AUGUCAUCAAAUUUACUCCCGGCAGCAGAGAAUUCUGCAGAUAAAGGAAAUGAUGACACAGUCAAAAAGGACAGGCCUUAUAAAAUCUUUUUCAAAGACCUCUUUCUUUUUAAAGAAAAUGAAAUGGCAGCCAAGUCAAGGGAAAAAGCUAAGAACCGUACCAUGAAAAUCCACCAGAAGUCGACUUUUUCAUCCCGAAUGAAGAGUCGUUCACACCUGAGCCAAAUAACUUACCACUCUGAAACAAGCGGCUCGUUUGAAAAAUAUGGACUAGAUCCCAGUCUCGUUCUCAGAUUAACAGAAGGUUCAGACACAAAAAGGAGUGUUCAUGAAUUUAUUAAUGACCAGAGAGACAGAUUUCUGCUUGAGUACACUCUGGCAACCAAAAGAAACACAAUAAAAAAGUUUGAAAAACACAUGGUGAGGAAAGAAAGACAACUCACAAAAGCCGAAAAAAAACUCCAAGACGACGCAAUGGCCUUUGAAGAGUUCCUUCGAGAAAAUGACCAGCGAUCUGUAGAUGCUCUUAAAAUCGCAGCACAAGAAACAAUCAACAAACUCCAAAUGACAGCAGAGCUAAAGAAAGCAACGAUGGAGGUUCAGGCUGUGAAGAGCGAAAUAGCAAAAGCAGAAUUCCUCCUCAGUGAGUACAUGAAAUAUGGGUUUUUCCUGCUGAAAUUAUCUCCAAAGCAUUGGCAAAUCCAGCAGGCCCUGAAAAGAUCGCAGCCAAAAGCUAAAGCAAGCACCAUCCUUCCGAAACUAUUAACAAAACUCACACUACAGCCAAAUAAAAAAGAAGACAUCCCUGAGGAUUCUGCGCAGGUAUCAGUCAUUUCAGAAGACUCUACUCAGGGAAAAAGUCCCCAAGCAAAGUCAGUCAAGCGGUUCCCUGCCACUCCAGAGAAAACAAAAUCAGUGAUAUCAAGCCAGACUGAAAGUAUCACUUCGGAAGACAGUUCGGAAUUCAAUUUGGAGGAUGUGGACUUUGAGCUGGAGCCAGUGCUUUAUUUCAAAGAACCAGAAGAAUUACUCGCAGUCCUUACAGAGCUGGAAGAGCAGAAUCUUACUCUGGUCCAAUAUUCCCAGGAUGUAGACGAAAAUCUCGAAGAUGUAAACAAAAGAGAAAAAGUUAUACAGGAUAAAAUAAAUGCCAACAUAGAGUUUCUUUUGGAGCACAAGGAAAUGCUAAAGGCUAACUGUGUGAGAGAAGAGGAAAAAGCAGCAGAAUUGGAAUUAAGGGCCCGGCUAUUUAGUUUUGGAGAAUUUAAUUCAGAAACGCAGGAAAAACUGAUAGAUUCACUUAGUAGAAAAAUUAAUCAAGUGUACAGAGUCUGCAUUGGAGAUGCGGAGGUUGGCAGCCUCAACCCAGUUCAAAAGCUGGUAAAAGUAGAGUCUCGCCUGGUGGAACUAACUGACCUCAUAGAGUCCAUUCCCAAAGAAAAUGUGGAAGCAAUUGAGAGGCUGAAACAGAAAGAACGGCGGCAAAAGUUGCGUGAAGAGAAACUGAAAGAAAAACAAAGACACCAGGAGGAAAGGCUAAAAGCUGCUCUGGAAAGAGCGGUAGCACAGCCGAAGAAAAAGGUGGGAAGACGACUUAUACAUCGUUCAAAACCUCCAUCUGGUAACAAACAGAGAUUACUUUUAAGCCAGGAUACAAGAACAAAAAUACAAGAGGAAGAGUUUUUUUUCACUUGAAAAGGAGCAGUUAAGACAUUUCAUUGCC
This is a messenger RNA of Otolemur garnettii (small-eared galago), 1723 nucleotides long. It is a transcript of the gene CCDC38, whose product is annotated as coiled-coil domain containing 38. The record is from RefSeq and is a predicted model, not a curated record. Gene Ontology annotation, cellular component: centrosome. The coding region runs from base 1 to 1695 and encodes 564 amino acids. NCBI's taxonomy places the organism in Eukaryota, Metazoa, Chordata, Mammalia, Primates, Galagidae. The transcript has 15 exons.